Molecule: messenger RNA, 3810 nt
Organism: Mesoplodon densirostris (Blainville's beaked whale)
Lineage: Eukaryota; Metazoa; Chordata; Mammalia; Artiodactyla; Ziphiidae
Gene: ZSCAN26
Product: zinc finger and SCAN domain containing 26
Exons: 5
Coding region: 264-1703 (479 amino acids)
Biological process (GO): regulation of transcription by RNA polymerase II
Molecular function (GO): RNA polymerase II cis-regulatory region sequence-specific DNA binding; DNA-binding transcription factor activity, RNA polymerase II-specific
Source: RefSeq, a predicted model, not a curated record
GACGGGGCUUGAGAACGGUUGGCCCUUCCUGCUGGUCGUCGGAGCGAUCUUUAAGUGUGGGGAAAAGUUUGUGUUUGAUUAGAGAUCACAAUAUGUGGAGUCAAAAGAACUAGAGUUUGAAUCCUGAUCCUGUCCAGGCUGUUUCAGCUUCCUACCCUUGGUCAUCUACCAGUUCCUUUGUGUUUGAGGCAGAAAUAGGGUAUCCCUGAGGAGGCCAUCAAAAGAAAGUUCUCCAGAACAGAGAGAGCAGUCUGAAGCUGGGCAUGGCGACAGCAUUGGUAACCACUCCUUCCCCGGCUCCUCUGAAUCUGAAGAAGGAGGGACUUCACUUAGUGAAGGAGGAUCACCUCUCUCCUCGGGAGCAGGGGGUCAAGCUGCAAGGAAACGGCGCAGGCCUCGGGCAGGAGCCAUUGUGCAAACAGUUCAGGCAGUUGCGCUAUGAAGAGACCACAGGACCUCGAGAAGCGCUGAGCCGGCUCCGGGAGCUCUGCCGACAGUGGCUGCAGCCCGAGGCCCACACCAAGGAGCAGAUCCUGGAGCUGCUGGUGCUGGAGCAGUUCCUGACCAUCCUGCCCGAGGAGCUGCAGGCCCGGGUGCGGGAGCAUCACCCAGAGAGUGGGGAAGAUGUGGUUGUUGUACUGGAGGAUUUGCAGCCAGAACUGGGAGGAACAGAACAACAGGUGGACCCAAACCAGGCAAAGAAACAGAAAAUGCUUGUGGAGGAGACAGCCCCUCUGAAAGCAGUGCCGAAGCUGCAGGUCCAGCCUGAGGGUGAAAUUCCCAAGCCCAAGAGACAGAAGGGUGAGGAGACAAGGAUUGAGAACGGGAAGCUGGUUGUAGAGACAGACUCCUGUGGAGGAGUGGAAUCAUCUGGGAAAAUAUCUGAACCCAAAGAGGCUUAUUAUGAGGACUCUAACUUGGAUAGGCAACAGGCCAAGGCCAAGGAGAGGACUGACUAUAAAUGCUCAGAAUGUAGGGAGGGGUUCAUCCAGCACUCAGACCUGAUUAAGCAUGAAGGUUCACACAGGGGAGAAAAGCUCUGUGAAUCUGAAGUGUGUCAGAGUUCUAGUCUUACUGGACAUCAGAAAAUCCACUCUAGAGAGAAGGGUCAUCAGUGUCAUGAGUGUGGGAAAACCUUUCAGAGAAGUUCACACCUUGUCAGACAUCAGAAAAUCCAUCUUGGCGAGAAGCCUUAUCAGUGCAAGGAGUGUGGAAAAGUCUUUAGCCAGAAUGCAGGCCUUUUGGAACAUCUCAGAAUCCAUACUGGAGAGAAACCUUACCUGUGUAUCCACUGUGGAAAGAACUUCCGGCGCAGCUCUCACCUUAAUCGACACCAGAGAAUUCACAGUCAGGAGGAGCCCUGUGAGUGCAAGGAGUGUGGGAAAACCUUUAGUCAGGCCCUGCUCCUCACCCACCAUCAGAGAAUCCACAGCCACUCCAAAAGCCAUCAGUGUAAUGAGUGUGGGAAAGCCUUCAGUUUGACCUCAGACCUUAUUCGACACCACAGGAUUCACACUGGAGAAAAACCUUUCAAGUGUACUAUAUGCCAGAAAGCCUUCCGACUAAACUCACACCUUACUCAGCACGUGAGAAUCCACAAUGAGGAAAAACCGUACGAGUGUAAUGAAUGUGGAGAAGCCUUCAGGCAGAGGUCAGGUCUUUUUCAACAUCAGAGAUAUCACCACAAAGACAAACUGGCUUGAUGAGGUGUCCUCUCCUUAUGGACCAUCAGAGACAGUACAUUAACAAUCAAGCUGGCACUUUAGGAAAAGUCACUCUAGCCAACUCUGGCAGAGAACUCUUGGGGACCAAGUUGGAGGCUAUCUGCCUCCUCUCUCUUUCCUUCAUUUUCCUUGUAGUCAGCUUUGGGCCACAGUAAUUUGAUCCUAGACCCUGGGGGAUCAAAGGUAAAUAGCAUUCUUUACUGCAGGACUUCUCAGAGCCUUUAGCAUGCUAAAUGCAUAGCUAUGCAUCUCCAAGUAGUAGAGAGCCUCAUGAUUGAGUGAGGGCUUUAAGUCAGCAAUGAGUCAAGUGUCCACAGAUUUACAGGCUUAAACAGAAAAAGAGCAGGUUGAUAUUUUUGCAUAUGCUACAGCAACAGACUCCUAUACAAUAAAACCAGUGAUGUUUGGAAAUAUAUCACACUCAAAGGUAUCUUAAAGCACAGGUUAAUGGUGAACAUUUUCACCCACUGGUUUUACUACCUGCCUGCCCCUAGCAUUAUCCUCUCCUUCCCCACCCCCAAUCAACAUUUUGGAAAGCAAAGAUGAUCUAAUUUUACCAUUUCGCAGCCCCAUCCCUGCCAUAAUACCUCAUUGAUUCAAGUUAGAGAGUAAGGUUUUAUUUAGACUAUGGAAGAGAUUUCAUAAGCCAUUUGAAUGAACUGGGCUGAAUUAAUCCAAGUAGCAACUGUCUUACUUCAUAACUCCAGUGUCAGUUAGUGGCUGCUGCAUAGAAACUUCAAUAAACGGGGAAAGAAAUUGGACUUUUUUCCUUUAAUACUGAGGACAGAAUUUUAAAAUGCUGCUUGUUCUGGAAUUUUGAAAGUCAAAUCAGAAAAUCAGCUUGGAAGAGAUCAUGAUCUUCAUGUUGUGAAUGCCAAAAUGUCAUGGUAAUGAUGAAGAAUAGGAACCUUAGGGAAGUCCACUUCUGAAUAUGUCACCAGGAUGAUAAACAUCACUUGCUGAUUGGUGGUAGCUGCUUGGGGUACUUCUCACUCUGUCACGUGAGUGGGAAGACUAGUGAGCCCUCAUGUUUUGCUGAGGUUUUUGUUCAGCUGAAUAUAGUUUAAAAAAAAAAAGUGGGAAUGAUGUAAUAAAAGUUCGUUUUUCUCUUAAAUAGUAAAGGCCAGAGACAGCAGUCCAGCACUGGUAAGGUGGUUUCAUGACAUCACUAGGGACCCAGCUUCUGCCUUUCAUGCCAUCAUUCCUUAAGGUCAUCAUCCUUGAUGGCUGCUGAAGCUCCAGCCAUCACGUGCAAAAUGUGGACAAAAGGGAAGGACAAAAGAGACUCCUCCUGGUCAGUCAGCUCCCUUUAAGCAGCCUUCCUGUAAAUCACUUCAGCGGUUGUAUCAUAGGCCAAAUCUUAGAAAAGGGAAGCUGGAAAGUGUGUCUUAUCCUGGGUUGCAGAAUGCCCAGCUGAAAAUCAGGCUUCUGACACUAAGAGUAAAGGGGAGAGUGAAGGCUGAAAUAGGCACUUAGGGGCCUUUUUUCUAGAUAUAGAUACAGAUUUUUAUUUUUAUUUUUGGCUGUGUUGGGUCUUCCGUUGCUGCGUGUGGGCUUUCUCUAGUUGAGGAGAGGGGGCUACUCCUUGUUGCAGUGGUGGGCUUCUCAUUGUGGCGGCUUCUCUUGCUGAGGAACAUGGGCUGUAGGCAUGUGCUUAGUUGCUCCACGGCAUGUGGGAUCUUCCUGGACCAGGGAUCAAACCUGAGUCCCCUGCAUUGACAGGCAGAUUCUUAACCGCUGCGCCACAAGGGAGGUGCCUGGCACUUAGGAGUCUUUGGCCCACUUCCCACUCGGAUCUGAGUGGGUGCAAGCUGAGCAGAGCAACAGUUAAUACCAUUAUCUGGAGGAGGACCAAGCCAGCAGGAGGGGCAGCUGUAAUUUUUUGAGAAAUUAAAGAAUUUUAUGGAAAGUCAGUCAUAUUCCAUUGCUUAGGAAACCAUAAAGGUAUGUGUCUUUAUUCUGUCUUUAUGAGUAAAAUUAAGUUGAUAAUGGAUUUUUCCAAGAGUUUUGAGUUUAGCACCUAAACAUUUAGCUCCAUGUCGUAGUUUAAAUCUAUUUGAUUCUCUGUUCAGUUUAAGGAAAGAAC